UCCAGUCGCAAUCACGCCGAGUGAUUUUUGUACGAACUGAUAAUCAGUAAGCACACUCAAUGAUCCCCACUAUCAGCUCCUCUUACAUAAACAUCUCUAUCACGCAUCGUUUCCCAAUAUCAUCCCAACUUGUGUGAAAGUCAAAACGAACAAGACCUCAAACCAUUUAGUUAGUCAAAAUGAGUACGCAGCCGAAAACAAACCUCCUGGACUACAUCAGUAGUUUGGACAUUACAGCCAAACCGAAAUAUCUGCGGCUAACGGGAAUCGUGUGUACGAUCGGACCAGCAUGCCAGAAGGUAGAGAUUUUGGAGAAAAUGCUCGAAGCUGGAAUGAACGUGGCACGUUUGAACUUCUCUCACGGUACUCACGAGUACCACGUCGAUUUGAUCAAAAACAUAAGGACCGCUGUGGACAACUACAGCAAGAGAAUAGGCCGCUACUGCCCCCUUGCCAUCGCCAUCGACACCAAAGGCUCCGAAAUCCGAACUGGAGUACUAGAAGGGGGCAUCUCUGCCGAAGUGGUCCUGGAGAAAGGGUCAAAAGUGACCGUGACAACCGACGAAAAGUAUGCCAAAAAGUGCACCAAGAGCGUCAUCUACGUCGAUUAUAAAAACAUCACCAAGGUGCAGAAACCCGGAAACCAGAUUUUCAUCGACGACGGUUUGAUUACCCUCAACUGUGAGAAAAUCCAAGGCUCGGAGAUCACUUGCUCGGUUGCCAAUGGGGGAAAACUGGGGAGUAGUAAAGGGGUGAACCUGCCAGGCGUCGAGAAAGACCUGCCCACGGUUUCGGAAAAGGACAAGAAGGAUUUGAAAUUCGCAGUUGAGCAGAACGUCGACUGUGUUUUCGCCUCGUUCACACGAAACGCCGAAGAAGUGCGCCAGAUUCGCUCCAUUUUAGGCGACAGCAACAUUCGGGUGAUUGCCAAGAUCGAGAACACGCAAGGUGUGAAGAACAUGGACGAGAUUAUUGAAGCUGCCGAUGGGAUUCUCAUCGAUCGGGGCGACCUGGGGAUGGAAAUCUCCUUCCAGAAGGUGUUCCUCGCCCAGAAAGCCAUCAUCGCGAGGUGUAACAAAGUUGGAAAGCCCAUCAUUAUCGCCACCCAUUUGCUGGAAUCAAUGGUUGAUAAACCAAGGCCUACGAGAGCCGAGAGCUCGGAUGUGGCCAAUGCUGUACUGGACGGUGCCGACUGUGUGAUGCUAGCAGGGGAGACGGCCAAGGGCUUGUACCCUGUGGAGUGUGUGGAGACCAUGGCUUUGAUUUGCAAAGAGGCCGAGGCAGCGGUGUGGCAAAAACAGCUCUUUAACGACCUCAAAAGCCAGCCUAAAGUACCGCUUGACAUCGUCCAAACUACCGCAAUAUCCACAGUUGAAGCCUCGAUGAACUCGCUAGCCACGGCCAUCAUCGUGGUCACGAAAACGGGAAAAUCGGCACAAUUGUUGUCAAAAUACAAGCCAAAGUGCCCGAUUAUUGCAGUGACGAGGAAUGCGCAAGUUGCGCGCCAGUUACACUUGUUCAGGGCGAUUAUGCCCUUGUAUUUUGACGGCCAAAGCCCAACCGAGUGGUUGAAAAAUGUGGAAGUCCGGGUUAAAGCCGGAGUUAGUUAUGGAAAGUCGUUGGGGUUUGUUAAAUCAGGGGAUACUGUAAUUAUUGUGACGGGUUUGCAUCAAGGGCCUGGCUCUACAAACACUCUUACGUUGAUGACUGUCCAAUGAGGUUGAGUGUUUUGGGUUUAGUAUUGUGUUGCUAAUUAAAACUGUAAUAAUGUUGUUAAUUUAAAACGUUGUUUUUUUAAUAAUUCUGCUUAUUAAAGCUAGUGAUUAUUGACGAUUGUCCCUAAUUGUAACAUAACAUGCGUAAUAAAGUAAUUGUAUCGAUUGGUUAAGCAACCAACGAUACACACAAACAAAGUUUGAA
Molecule: messenger RNA, 1920 nt
Organism: Tribolium castaneum (red flour beetle)
Lineage: Eukaryota; Metazoa; Arthropoda; Insecta; Coleoptera; Tenebrionidae
Product: pyruvate kinase
Exons: 6
Coding region: 180-1718 (512 amino acids)
Biological process (GO): glycolytic process
Cellular component (GO): cytoplasm
Molecular function (GO): potassium ion binding; magnesium ion binding; pyruvate kinase activity
Source: RefSeq, a predicted model, not a curated record